AUGGCUUCCAUCCUUCAGAAACUUGUUGGGCAGGCUCUCAAGACAUUUCGUCUCUCCCGUGCCGAUCAGGCAUAUAAGGACAAUUUUCAGACCCUCCGGUCACUUCUAGAAGAAGUUUCGAUUUCAGAUUUCCAUUUUAAACCGAGAAAUACCGGAAACACAGUUCCUCAUACUACUGCGUCGGUAUCGAGUGGUCUUGCACCGGUGACGUACAUGCAUAUUUGGGAAGACGAAUACUUUACUGUGGGAAUAUUCCUUUUAAAACACGGAUGUAAAAUACCUUUACACGACCACCCAAAUAUGUGUGGGAUUCUUAAGGUGCUGUAUGGUGAUAUCCGUGUACGAUACUACGAUAGACUUGACGAGAGCAGUCUGUUAUCUAAAGGCAUUGACCGGCCGGCAUUCAAUUUCGGUGUGAAACAACAUUUGAUACCGACAAGGUAUGACGGGGAAGUGUUUCUUGAUAGCCAGACCGGAGUGUUCGAAUUGGGAAGUACUGCGGGGAACUUUCACGAUAUUCAUGCCAUUGAAGGCCCCGCUGCGUUUCUGGACAUCUUAGCUCCUCCAUAUGAUCCACCACAAAGAGAUUGUACGUAUUUCAGCGAGUGUACCGAAUUGGUUGCGAAAGAACAAGGUACUGGGGCGGAAGAGGAUUUCAGAUGGUUGCGACCCAUUCAACAGCCAAGUGAUUUUUGGUGUGAUUAUGAAGAAUACCCAGGUCCGGAAGUCAACUUAGAUUCGUAAAAAAAGAAAAGAUGUAACCCCAAAGGAAUAAUGUUAUGGACAUGAUGAAACUGGGUUUGAAUGUCGUCCAUUUUUUAAACGUCACUCUGCACGUUAUACACGUACGCUUACGGCCAUAUAUUUUACGAGAGAACUAUGACUGGUAUGUUUCAUGUGGAACAGGGACUGUGUGUUGACGAAAAAAAUAAUGCAUGAGAGUAAAUUACAUUUAAAAACUGGUGAUUUUUUUAAAAAUCCUUUGCUACAUUUACCCAAAAUAAUGUGAAACUUCACGUAAUGUUCCUUUAAUGAUAACCCAGUGUUAUUCAUCAACCAUUAGGUAGUUGACAUGAUAUUAUCAGUUUACCUCCCCCUCCUACACUCACUGUGAUA
Molecule: messenger RNA, 1116 nt
Organism: Saccoglossus kowalevskii
Lineage: Eukaryota; Metazoa; Hemichordata; Enteropneusta; Harrimaniidae
Product: 2-aminoethanethiol dioxygenase-like
Cellular component (GO): mitochondrion
Molecular function (GO): oxidoreductase activity, acting on single donors with incorporation of molecular oxygen, incorporation of two atoms of oxygen
Source: RefSeq, a predicted model, not a curated record